This is a messenger RNA of Malaya genurostris, 3469 nucleotides long. Its product is annotated as sodium-independent sulfate anion transporter-like. The transcript has 9 exons. The coding region runs from base 837 to 2792 and encodes 651 amino acids. The record is from RefSeq and is a predicted model, not a curated record. Lineage: Eukaryota; Metazoa; Arthropoda; Insecta; Diptera; Culicidae. Gene Ontology annotation, cellular component: membrane. Gene Ontology annotation, molecular function: sulfate transmembrane transporter activity. Gene Ontology annotation, biological process: transmembrane transport.
AAAGAGACAGAAGAAAUUAUUGAAAAUUCCCAGUUUCAUGAGAAAUUCUACUUAGUGAAAUUCUUAUACCACCGAUGGUUAAUCAUUUUAAUAGAAUUAACUCGCUAUCGACAGCUUCUUAAUCGACUUGUUUAUUGAUCACCCGACUGAAACGUGUUCUGUGUGGGAUUCCAGUGUAAUAUUGCACGUGAUUCGAAGCAAACGAGGUGACUUUCGAGGGAGAGAAAAAAUACCAUUCAACAAAAACCGGGCCGGUAUCGGGGAGGAAUCCCCAUCUAAACUAGCAUUACCAGAUGUUACCGAUCCGUCCGGCUGCCGUACAGGUCAACUAAGAUAGAUCGGAUUAUUUCGCCGUCGAACGCUUACGGAAAUUCCGAUCGCUGGAAAGUGCCAAACAAACAAAGUGAUACUGUGUGAAGAUCGGUCGGUAGUCGCCACGAUCGCUACCGGUGGGGGAAAACAGAAUUCCACCUCGCAUUCGUACUGUAUUUACAUAUUCUGCAAUUUUCUGUGGGUGGCGGAUUGAGACGUUGAUGUUGUUCAUUGUGUUGUUCCCGGGCGGCUGUUACAAUUGAUUUCAUAGGUGGGAAACAUGGCUGAUACGGCUCAGUCAUCGAUCGGCCGGCAUCGAAGCAAGUCGUGAUCAGCUUACCAGGGGGAUUGUGUGAGUGGACUUUGUUAGGAAAUACUGCAUUUGUGAAGUGUUCAAAGGGUACUUCGGGCGGUGUGUUUUGGAUAAAUUGACAAAUAUACAGUUGAUAAAAAAACGGUUUCGAAGAACAUUUAUUUGGACUGAGCGAGUCAGUUGAAACCACGGUGGCAGAACAACGGCAACUAUGACACAAACAAUGGGAACGACAAUCAGUCCGGACGGAUCUUACGUCAAUGAGGCGAUGAACUGUUCAAGCCUAAACAUAUCAAUGUCGGCCGGGGAGCCACAUGGUGGUUUAACGGGUUCGAAUGAGUUUAUCUUGUCAUCGAGUGGAAAGAAAAUCACAUCAGAAAGCCGCGUACAGGAGGUCAAUCAAUGGUGCCAGCGAAAAGUCAAAAGUGCCUGCACUAGGAAGAUGAUGUACAAACGAUUGCCCAUACUACGGUGGCUGCCAAACUACAACUCAACCGACGCGAUUGGGGAUUUAGUGGCGGGAAUAACCGUCGGCCUCACAGUAAUUCCUCAAGCGCUCGCCUAUUCUGGUAUUGCCGGUCUUCCAGUCGCCUACGGACUUUAUGGCUCCUUUCUCGGAAGUAUCGUCUACAUUUUUCUCGGUAGUUGUAAAGAUGUACCGAUGGGCCCAACUGCCAUUGCAUCUUUGCUAACAUAUCAAACUGCACGGGGAAAUGUGCCCAAGGCAAUCCUUCUAUGCUUCCUGACCGGGAUCGUUGAGCUGCUAAUGGGUUUAUUUGGACUGGGAUUUCUGGUUGACUUCGUGUCUGGUCCAGUGUCGUCCGGUUUCACAUCGGCCGUAUCACUGAUCAUUGUGACGUCUCAAAUUAAGGAUGUUCUGGGAAUCACCGCAAGAGGAAGCACCUUCUUGGAAAUCUGGCAGUCGAUUUUCGCAGAUAUCCAUAACAUUCGUGCUUGGGAUACGGUUUUGGGAAUCACGUGCAUCGCAGUGUUACUGAUCAUGAGGAUUGUAGCAGGUCUCAAGGUGGGCCCCGAAGAGGAAGAACUUAAGUCGAAGAAGCACCGUUACGUUAACAAAUUCAUGUGGCUCAUUGGAACCUCUCGGAAUGCUAUUCUUGUGAUAGUAUGCGGAGCUAUCGGAUAUGUGUUUCAGUCAUCGGCUACCGCGCCCUUUAAACUGAUUGGGGAAAUUCCUCCGGGAAUGCCAUCAUUUGAACCACCAUCGUUCUCACUGACUGCUAACCAAUCCUCCAACGGACGGGAGGAAUCUUUUUCGGAGGUUGUAUCAAGUUUGGGAUCCGGAUUGAUAGUUAUCCCACUUAUUGCUCUAAUGGAAAAUAUUGCCAUCUGCAAAGCAUUUUCUAACGGAAAACCAGUGGAUGCCACACAGGAACUGAUCGCCAUCGGUGUUGCGAAUAUUGCCAAUUCUUUCGUGCAAGGCUUCCCCGGAACUGGUUCCCUCAGCCGGAGUGCCGUCAACAAUGCAUCGGGAGUGCGAACACCCCUAGGGAAUAUUUACACCGGUGCCCUUGUGGUACUUUCGUUGUUAUUUUUCACUCCAUACUUCUCAUAUAUUCCGAAAGCAACGCUUGCUGCCAUCAUCAUAGCAGCCGUGGUUUUCAUGGUGGAAGUCAAAGUCGUUAAACCCAUGUGGCGAACCAAAAAGAGCGAUUUGAUACCCGGCUUGGGGACAUUCAUUGCCUGCCUUGCCCUGCCACUGGAGAUUGGUAUUCUUCUCGGGGUAGGACUCAACGUCGUGUUCAUAUUAUACCAUGCUGCAAGACCAAAGAUUUCCGUUGAACGGCUAACGAGUCCGGCCGGUGCAGAGUACCUGAUUAUUACUCCAGAUCGGUGUCUGAUUUUCCCUUCGGUAGAUUACGUUCGUAAUCUGGUGACCAAACAUUCCAUUCGUCAAUCGCUGCCGGUGGUGAUCGACUGUUCGCACGUGUACGGUGCUGACUUUACGGCCGCGACGGUCAUAGACAGUAUUACGCAGGACUUUGUCAAACGUGAUCAGCCGCUGUUCUUCUACAAUCUCAAACCAAGUGUUUGUGCCGUAUUCGAAGGACUUUCGCCUGCCGACUUCGUGGUUUACUAUAGAGAGGAAGAUUUGGACCAACUAAUGAAGGAACGGGCUUACACGCCCAAACAGGUUCUUAGUGCAUGAGCGUUGAGCGGCAAUUUGACUUACUUAUUAACAGCAGUAUUAGAGACAGAACGUUUAAUGACAGUCGUUGGUGACUUUCUACAUCCGACAGUAUGCAGUAGAUGGUCUCAAUAAUGAUGUCCGACCUCGACACCUGCUAAACAACAAGUAACAGCGGAAGAGGACUCCUUGCAUUCCUAUUUAAUUCGUAAUUUUAUUUAUAGCCGAAUGACAACGAAACAUAUAUAUUAGAAGCUGUGUAUUUAUUUACCUUCGAUUGUUCUUCACUGCGGUUUACCGGAUUCAUGUCUAAAGUGAACUUGAAGUUAAUGAUCAGUGAAAUGUUACCACUAUAAUGUAUAUCAGGAUGAUUUUAAAGCAUUCAGUUGUGUACUUACUGUUAGAAAAACUUGAAAUCACAAAGCGUAAGAGAAAAUUUUAGGACGUUAUUGUAUAGCAAAAAUUCUGUACUGGAAAUAUAAUGAACCCGCACAAGUAAUGUAUAAUAUCUUCGAAAUUGUAUUGUUUUAUAGAUCAGGAUGUUUUAGGCCAUAUCUAAUAGUAAUUCAGGUUUCAAUUUUGUGAGUCCGGAUAUCAGAUUUGUGUAUAAACUGUACUUUAUGACCUCGAUAUUAUAAAUCUUGUAUGUUUUGUAUAGUGAGAAAAGAAAAUGCUGUGAUAAGGUGGAUCUUUAUCAA